Messenger RNA from Periophthalmus magnuspinnatus, 1781 nucleotides. It is a transcript of the gene thnsl2, whose product is annotated as threonine synthase-like 2. Gene Ontology annotation, molecular function: pyridoxal phosphate binding. Gene Ontology annotation, biological process: 2-oxobutyrate biosynthetic process; dephosphorylation. The record is from RefSeq and is a predicted model, not a curated record. NCBI's taxonomy places the organism in Eukaryota, Metazoa, Chordata, Actinopteri, Gobiiformes, Gobiidae. The transcript is spliced from 9 exons. The coding region runs from base 165 to 1631 and encodes 488 amino acids.
GUGUAGCACAUUUAUGUUAGCUCUUAUGGCUUUUUAAAAAGGGGUGCUUGACUAACAUGUCUUAAUCAUUACAUUGAGGUUUUUAUGUUUUUACGUAAAUAAGUUUCCACUUUGAGCUGUUUUAUUAUUUUGGAGUUUGGUAGUCGCGUGGCUAGUAGGUCAAGAUGAGGUACUGCAGCACACGGGGUGAGGUCUGUGGCUGGGACUUCCAUGAUGUCUUGUUCUCAGGUUUUGCUCCAGAUGGGGGUAUGUUCAUGCCUGAAAGUCUCCCUACGCUGAGUUCAGAUACCCUGAGGAGCUGGAGGAACCUCUCCUAUCCCAAACUAGUUGUGGAAGUGGCCUCUCUGUUCAUUCCAUCAGAACUUAUACCCCGAGACGAUCUAGAUGCCUUGGUACACGCCGCUCUCUCUGGUUUCUCUGUGCCUGAGGUGGUAAAGAUGGUGCGACUGAGAGAUGGUCUGUCUGUGUUGGAGCUCUUUCAUGGAGACACAUUGGCCUUUAAGGAUUUGGCCAUGACUUGCACUGUACGCUUCAUUGACUACUUUUUGCACAAGGAAGGUCGCAGGGCCACCGUUGUUGUAGGCACUUCAGGAGACACUGGAGGUUCUGCUAUCCAAAGUGCCAAGGGUUUGUCUGGGUUGGAUGUGAUGGUCAUUUAUCCAAGAGGACGCAUAACUCCAGUCCAAGAGAAACACAUGAUAACAGCACUCGAGGAUAAUAUCCACGUUUUUGCAGCUGACGGUUGCUCAGAUGAGAUUGAUCAGCCUUUACGCCGCCUGUUUUCUGACCAAGACUUUGUCAAAACGUAUGGUCUCAUGAGCCUGAACUCAGUGAACUGGUCCAGAGUCAUGGUCCAGCUGGUACACUUUAUCUAUGCGUAUCUUCAGCUCAUCGACUUGGACCAAGUGACAGACCUCCAAACAUCACCUGAGCUGGAGGUUGUGGUUCCCACUGGAGGGGCUGGAAACAUUGCAGCUGGUUACAUUGUGAAGCAGAUGGGCUUGCCCCUGAGACUUGUGGCCAUGGUGAACUCUAAUGACAUUGUACACAGAACAGUCACCAAAGGGGACUUUUCCAUGGCAUCAAAAGUCUUGCAAACAUUGGCCCCUGCAAUAGACAUUCAGGACCCAUACAACAUGGAGAGGGUAUUCUGGCUUAUGCUUGACAAAGAUGGAGCUUGUGUAAAGAAACUGAUGGAGGAGUUUCAGAAUUCACAUAGACACACUCUGCCUGAAAACCACCGCAAAUUGCUUUCUCAACUGCUGUCAACUGGAACAGUAAAUGAUGACGGCAUCUUGGAAACUAUGAGAAGGUGUUGGGAGGAGAACCAAUAUAUACUCUGUCCACACACCGCUGUAGCAGUGUGGCAUCACUACAACUGCCCCCACAAAUACGGACUGCUCAGGUGUUAUAUUGCUACAGCAUCUCCAGCCAAGUUUCAGUCAGCGAUUCAAAAGGCAGGUCUGACCUUUGACCUUCCAGAGAAAGUACAAGAAUUGGACAAGUUACCCAGUAGAUAUGAAAACUUGGAAAAAAGCCUAGACUGGUGCAAAGAGUGGGAGGACAGACUCAAAGAAAAAAUAAAGGUUGUAGCCUCAGCCAGAUCACACAGUGUUUCCUACUACAGAUAGCCUGUUUUAAUCAAAGCUAUGUGAUCUAAUAAUGUUACCUCUGAAAAUUUAACAACAGACUGCUGUGGUGUUGUAAUAGAUCCACGGUUUUAACUUCUGGUGUAAUUUGUAGACAUUUCCUCUGUACUUAUUAAACAUGUUGUGUAUAUU